AUGCCUGCGAAGCAAGUUGUCGUCUCCUCCGGUCGCCCCCAGAAGGGCUUCUUCGCCUCCGCCUACGAUGAGAUCACCCACCCCGAGAACGCCACCGUCGUGAGAAGUCUUCUGGUCUUCGGCGCCGGUGUCGCUUUCCUUCACAGCAGCCUCGGCGAGCUCCUCCUCCCUCCGUAA
This is a messenger RNA of Aspergillus melleus, 177 nucleotides long. RefSeq names its product putative TOM core complex subunit Tom6. NCBI's taxonomy places the organism in Eukaryota, Fungi, Ascomycota, Eurotiomycetes, Eurotiales, Aspergillaceae. Gene Ontology annotation, biological process: protein import into mitochondrial matrix. Gene Ontology annotation, cellular component: mitochondrial outer membrane translocase complex. The record is from RefSeq and is a predicted model, not a curated record. The transcript has 2 exons. Bases 1 to 177 code for a protein of 58 amino acids.